Molecule: messenger RNA, 888 nt
Organism: Fraxinus pennsylvanica
Lineage: Eukaryota; Viridiplantae; Streptophyta; Magnoliopsida; Lamiales; Oleaceae
Source: the annotation of a GenBank genome assembly
AUGAAUGAUCUCUUAUCAUCUUCAUCAUUUUCCGGUGGCCAAGAUCAGUCCCACUCUAUUCAGAUGACUGACUUAGGCGGAGGUGAUCUCGACAAGUUUUUCAAAGACGUGGAUUCUAUAAAAGUCGAGCUUGACGCCCUGGAAACGCUCUACGGCCAGCUCCAGGCGGCGCACGAGCAAAGCAAAACACUACACAAUGCCAAAGCAGUUAAGAAUCUUCGUGCAAAAAUGGAUAGUGACGUUUCGACAUCAUUAAAAAAAGCAAAAGCGAUUAAGGUAGGAUUGCAGGCACUGGACAAGGCCAAUGAUGAUAACAGGAGAAUUCCGGGUUGUGGCCCUGGAAGUUCUUCAGACAGGACAAGGACUUCUGUUGUCAAUGGCCUGAGGAAAAAACUGCAGGAUAUAAUGAACAGGUUCAACGAUUUGAGGGAACGAAUAGCUUCUGAGUACCGGGAGACGGUGCAAAGAAGGUACUACACGGUGACAGGAGAGAACCCCGAAGAGAAAAUUCUAGAUAACUUAAUCGAGACGGGCGAGAGCGAGACAUUUUUGCAGAAGGCCAUACAAGAGCAAGGAAGAGGACAGGUUAUGGACACCAUUAUGGAAAUCCAAGAAAGACAUGAUGCUGUAAGAGAAAUGGAAAAGAAUCUCAAGGAAUUGCACCAAGUUUUCAUGGACAUGGCUGUUCUUGUGGAGACCCAAGGGGAACAAUUGGAUGAUAUUGAAAGUCAAGUUGGAAGGGCAAAUUCUUUUGUUAGAGGAGGGACUCAUCAACUGCAAGUGGCCAGGAAACACCAGAAGAAUACAAGGAAAUGGACUUGUUUCGCGAUUAUUUUGUUGUUGAUUAUUAUUCUCAUUAUCGUUUUGUCUAUCCGACCUUGGAAGUAG